CUUGCAUUUUUUUGCAGCUGCGCCUUGCAAUCGACGGAUUCGCUCAUAAGAACGAACAUUUCAGUCUCUCUCUCCCAUCCCCAAUAGCACGUUCCCUACUAUCUUUAUUCGAGAACAUGUCUGCCGUGGCCGACAACGCUGUCGUCGUUGACGAGCCGAUGUCUAAUGGCAUACACGAUAGUCCCAAUGCUUUCGAGAAAUCCAGCAAGUUGGCAACUGAUAAGGAAGUCGUGGAUGCUGCUACAAAUGGUGUGGAAGACUUUGCACUAGGCGCCGAAGACGUACCCGGAGCCGGGUACAAGAACGACGAUAGCUCGGUAACGUCUUCCUCAGAUGACACCCUCGCGGCAGAUGCGUCUGUCGAGGUUCUUCACGUGGGCAAGUUGGUCGAUGAUAUGGAACCAGAGGCACCUGUUCUGCCUACGAGCGAUUCUGAUAAGGAGAAUACCACUCUUAUCCAUGACUCCGAGCCUCUCCCCAAUGGCCAACACAAGUCUCCUUUCGUAGAAGUAUCCGAGCAACUUACAACUCUCACAAUCGUCCCCGGGGACAAGCCUGCGAGUGUCGCAGAGCCCUUCCAAGAGGACGCGAAUAUUGUUUCCGGUACGGUCAUUUCAGAGAUAACCAAGGACGAAUUGCCAACCACUGCCAGCACAGAGACACAAAUACCUCUUGUUGAUGUUGACACCACCGUUGCGGGCUCUCCCAAAGCCUCUUUUGAUGAAGGAGAGCCUCCUAUUGAUGCUAGCAUUGGCCCUGAGAGUUCCCUAUCAGACACUGUUGAACCUUCCAUAAACGGCGUCGGCAGCACUACUGGCGCAGAGCCUUCCCAUUGUCAGGACGAGACGCCCAUCCGUGAUCCGAACACUGAGAUUAAGCCAAUCGCUGACAUGCUGGAAGAGGUUGUCGUUCCCCCUGCUGUUGAAGUACAGGAAAUACCCCCCAUGGCUGCGGAAACCGAGCCGGCUGUCAUAGAAGAUGCAUGUGAGGCGAUCGAACCAGAAGCAAGCUAUACAGAAGCGGAGAUUUCAUCUGCCGGACAAGAACUCGCGGUCACUGAGACCGUAAAUCUAGCGUCCAUCGAGCCCGCAGCAGAGGCCGCUCCUGAAGGCGACCAUAUACCGGUCGCGCAGGAAUCUGCGCUAGUAGAAUCUGCACCGGUCGAGAUAGAAACUUCCCAACCCCACCCAGAGGCCAUGUCAAUUGCCCUUGAAGCUGCACCAAUUGCGACGUUGGGCGAGGUCCUCGUAGAGGAGACUCCGGCUGUCGGUGAACCUGACGCGGAACCCGCGGCAACUCUGGAGGCCGCUACAGAAGCGAGCGAGUCAGAAGCGGCUGAAGAAACCUCAGCAACUGUGGAGCCCAUCGCAGAAGCAGCCGAGUCGGAACCGGCUGAAGAAACUGAGCCGGUGGCGGAAGCGAUAGCCACUACUGUACCACUGGAGACAUCAACUGCAGAGGCGGAGGAAUAUACUGCAGAGGUUGAUGCAGCGCAAGAUGAGGCUAAUGAGGAGCCGCAGGGUGCUAUUGAAGCUGAGGACAAGCCAGCUGCUCUCACUGAACUGGAAUUGGAUGCGUCUGUUCCCGAGGUUGUGUCGGUUCCAGCUGAGCCUGCAACAGAGCCAGUUGUACUCUCAACCGAACCGGAGGAAUCUGCCACCGCGCUGAAUACGGAGCCUGAGGUUCCCGUCGAACCUGUUGUUGCAGCCGAAGAACCGGAAAUUGACGCUGUCGAGCCAGAAGCGCCUGCAGCAGUUGAUCCGGAGCCCACAGAACCUGAAGUCGAGUCUACGGUACUGGAGACUGUCCCGAUUGAUAUCGAGCCACCCAGCUCCAAUACGUCAUUCGUCGAGGAUCCCGAGGUGGACUUCACGGUCGCUGAUGAGCCGCAGACACCUCUAGCUGAGGAGACUCCCGUGUUUGAAGAGCCAGCUUUGGAUGCUGCCGACGAGGAGUCUAUGGCGCAGGUUGAGGUUGAAGCGACUGCACAAGUCGAAGAGGUCAUUCCUGUCGAUACUGUUACUUCUACAGGAGAGCCCGCAUCAGUCGAGGAAGUUGCAGCGAUUGAGGAAUCCCCUGUCGAAGAGACACUACCAGUUGAGGAGACGCUGCCGGAUGAAGAGACGAUUCCGGCUGAGGAAACUAUACCUGAUGAAGAGUUCGUCCCAGUCGAUGACGUUGCUCCUACAGGAGAAUCCGCACCAGUCGAGGAGGUUUCCUCACUCGAGGCUGUAGCAGUCGAAGAAUCUGCACCAGUCGAAGAGUUCACUCCAGAUGAUGUAACUCCUAUCGAGUCAGCUGUUCCAUUCGAACUGACCUCACCAGUCGAAAACGCUGUCGUUGAUGAAGCCGAGCCUACUGUCGAAGAGCCCAUCGCUCAUGUGGAUGAGCUAGGAACUCCUGUUAAUGACGCUCCGGUGUUAGAAGAGACCCUACAUUCCGUCGAUGCUGCUGGUACCGAAGAGCUUCUUUCCCCAAUCGAGGUCCCAUCCCCUGCCGAAGAACCUGUCACGUCUACAGAGAAGCCUCGUGUUACAACUGAAGAGGGUUUCGCUGAAAAUGUCGCUCCAGCAACUGAAGAGAUCCCCCCCGCGGGAGACGUUUCAACCGUUGACGAAACACUCGUUUCUUCUGUUGAGGCACCACUUGAAGAUGAUGCCCCUGUUGUUGAGGAAUGUUCUGCGCCCGCAGAAGUAGAAGAGUCCUCCACAGCAGUAGAAGAGCAUGAGCCUGUUGCAGUUGAGGUCAUUCCGGUGCCCGAAGACCAGCCUGUAGCCAUCGAGGAAACCCUCGCAGACACAGAGGAACCCGUUUCUGUUGAUGAUCAAAUUCUCCCCAACAUGGAUGAGACUCUUGUUGCAGAAGCGCCCUCGGAUGCCGACGAACCUGCUCUUGAAGCAACUUCAGCCGGAGAAGAACCUCCCGCACCGGAAGAAGAGCCCGCUACCGCCUUGUACGAGCCCUCUGUUGUGGUGGCACUGUUGACAGCAGUAGAACCUGUCGCUGUGUCCGAAGAAACUGAAGCGGUAGUCGCCGCAACGGUUGAAGAGAAUAUCCUUGUUGUCGAGGAGCCUCCCGCGCCCUCAGAAGUAGAAGAGCCUGAGCCAGUUACGCCUGAGGAAGCCCCAGCACCAACAGGAGAGUAUGAGCCUGUUGCAGUUGAAGAUACUCCGGUGCCCGACAAUCAGCCUGUAGUCAUCUUGGAAGCUUCCGCGACUGAAGAGACGUCUUUCUCUGUUGACGAUGACAUCUCUCCCGCUAUCAACGAGGAACCUCUCGUUGCAGAAGUGCCCUCGGUUGCUGACGAGCCUGCCCUUGAUGAAAUUCCAACCACCGAGGAAUCCCCCGCACCUGAGGCAGAGCUUGUUACCGCAUCUACUGCGGAGGCACCGCCAACAGCAGAAGAACCUGCUGCUGAGCCCGAAGAAACCACUUCUACAACGGAGGAGGAGACUACCCCAGGUUUCGAAGAAGCCCCCGUCACUCUCGCGGAACCAACGCACGAGGCUGCUUCAUCAAUCGAAGGAACCGCGACCGUCGCCGAGGAGUCGAUCGUCGAGUCGGACGCUCCUGUAGCUGAACAACCCGUGGUUGUCGAAGAACCCGCUCCCGUUGCAAGUGAAGCAUUAGUCGUCGAGAACGUUGCCACCGAAGAGGUCCACACUACCCUGGAGACAGAAGACACAUCGGUCACCAGCGAAGAGACCACGGACGGACUUGAGGAUUCACAAUACGCAGAGGCACCCGUGUCCUUGCCUGAGCAACAUCCAUAUAAAACUUCCAUAGAGGAGUCACUUUCUACUGUUUCUAUUGUCGAAGAGUUUGCGUCCGUAACCGCAGAGGAACCCGAGGUUUUAGAGGAACAACCUGUGAUCACCUCCCAAGUCCCUGUCAAUGGGAACCAUUCUGAAGUCGGUAAGGACUCGGAGCCUCCAGUUGCACCAGUAGAGACCUCCAGCAAGAUUGAAGAGACCGAAGGACUCGCGCAAUCCGAAACUGCCGCAGUCGAAGAGGUCGCUGAACAGCAUCAGCUUGCAACUCUUAACGUUGCUACCGACAUUGAACGUCCCAAGUCACCAUGGACUCCUUCGUACAGCGUUAUCACUCAAGGACCAGGCGUUCCAGCACAAACACCUGAGAUUGUUGUUGAUGAAGCAUCCGCGAUUGUUCCGGAGACCGCAGAAGUGCCCGGACAGUCCCUAGUUGAGGAUGCCGUGACCGUACAGUUGGCAGAGGAGCAGGUAUGAUUUCCCCUCCAUUGUCUUUUUACCUUUGGCUUGACUAGGGGAUAGGUUGCACUUGGCGAACUGGAAGAGCCUCGUCCUAAAUCGCCUUGGGCUCCUUCUUACUCGGUGACCGUACAAGGCAACGUUGCUCAGACCAAUGAGGGACUUGAUGACUUGGAACAGCUUCUGUCCAGUGCUGCCCGAUCUGUUGCAGAGGAGCCAGUUAAAGAACAAUCUGUUCCUUUUACAGAAGAGAUCGUCAUUUCUGGCGA
Messenger RNA from Suillus paluster, 4498 nucleotides. RefSeq lists its product as uncharacterized. The record is from RefSeq and is a predicted model, not a curated record. NCBI's taxonomy places the organism in Eukaryota, Fungi, Basidiomycota, Agaricomycetes, Boletales, Suillaceae. The transcript is spliced from 7 exons. The coding region runs from base 117 to 4247 and encodes 1376 amino acids.